Messenger RNA from Dracunculus medinensis (Guinea worm), 714 nucleotides. The record is from the annotation of a GenBank genome assembly. NCBI's taxonomy places the organism in Eukaryota, Metazoa, Nematoda, Chromadorea, Rhabditida, Dracunculidae.
GAAGAUUUUCAAUGGAUAAUGAAAUUAUCAUUAUGUUGGCAUAUCAAUUUUGCGCAAUUCAAUCGAACAUCGAAUUCACAUUUUCGCAUAAAUUUUAUCGAAACGGUUUAUCAAAUGCAAAAUAAUGCUUCAGUUCAUUAUAUUCCUUUGUGUAAAGUAUUAUCUAAAAAAUAUACGAAUAAUUAUUUAAAUAAAAUUAUUCGAAAAAUUCCCGAAAUUAUAAAUUUUCACGAAUCAAUAAAUAUUUCAAUCGAAAAUGGUUUAUAUUUGUGUUAUAUGAAACUAUUUUCCGAUGUAAAAUCAAUUCAUAUUAUUGUUCCAGAAAAUUUGCCUUCCAUGCUACCUUUUAUAUUAAUAAGAGAUAAUUCACAUAUCACUAAAGACGAAUGGGAGUGGAUUCGUUUAUUAGAAAAGGACGACGAGAAUAACAUGAAACCAACACGAAAUCAAUUGGCCUUUCAUAAAUUAUUAGUAAAUUCGAUAAAUAAAUUAGCUAAACAAUAUGAAAUUAAUAAUAUUUGGGAUAAUCGAUUGUAUAGAUUACAAAUUUUUUAUAUUAAAACUAAUAUUUCUUUCAUAUUGGUUUUUCAUUUAUGUACAUAUAAUAUGGAUUUUAUAAAAAAAUAUUGCGAAAUUUCUCUAUUUAUUGAAUAUUUACUAAUGGUUUGUUUAUUUUUUCACUACGUACACGUAUAUUCUCGGAUUUCAUUUUGA